AAAUAUAAUGAUUUACUUGAAACUGGAGAAUUUUCAGAUAUUGAAAUAUUGGUCAGAGAGGAAUCAAAUCCCAAAAUGUUAAACUUACAUUCUUGCAUCUUAAAACUUCGUUCAAAAUAUUUUUGUACCUUAUUAACUGGUAAUCGCAUUAAAACUAAGAAUAACGUUAUUAAACUUCAAUAUCCUGGUAUUUCUGUUAAAAUUUAUGGAAAUACUUAUCAA
Messenger RNA from Funneliformis mosseae, 222 nucleotides. NCBI's taxonomy places the organism in Eukaryota, Fungi, Glomeromycota, Glomeromycetes, Glomerales, Glomeraceae. The record is from the annotation of a GenBank genome assembly.